AUGCCUCCGUCAGCGAUUCAGGAUCAUGGCAUUUCUAUCAUUUACCAGCCGGCGAUUGGUAACGCUGUAGUCGACAUAUUGGUCAUCCAUGGUCUUCAGGGGCAUCCAUAUAAAACCUGGGCUCGGAAGCUGUUGCCUGCAGACAAUGCUCGCCGUUUUGUUGAAACUCCAAAGCCAGACAAGGGCGGUCGUAGCAAAUCAUUUCGGCGUAUCAUCCCGCUGUUCACCAAGAGGCAGUCCAACAGUGGUCACCCCGGAUACCAGGCCCAAGCAGAGAGUAGCCCUGCUCUGCAGGCCCUCUCCGUGUUCUGGCCAGAAGAUCUUUUGCCUGAGGAUUUCCCAAGUUCUCGCAUCAUGGUCUAUGGGUACGACACCCAGGUGACACAGUACAAUAUUAAGAAGUCAACGAACAAAAAUGGAGUGUAUCAGCAUGCUAAAGACUUGCUGUUUGCCAUCGCCCGCGAGAGAGUGCCUGGGCGCCCGAUCGUCUUCAUUGCUCAUAGCCUUGGGGGCAUUGUUGUCAAAGACAUGCUUGCGCAGUCAUCUGCCUCUAGCGACUCUGAACUUCAAGACAUCGUUGGGAGCACAAAGGCUGUUCUUUUCCUGGGUACACCUCACCGAGGUAGCCCCGAUUUGGCUGCGCUUGGAGAAUGGGCUCGAAGUGUUCUAAGCCUGUCUGGGCGGGAAACAAACUCAGCCAUCUUAGACGCGUUGGGACUCCGAACAGCAGAUCUUGAGAGGGCCCAAGAUGCAUUCUCACAGCUGUGGAAUAAGCACGGCUUCCGCGUCAAGACAUUUCAAGAAAGUCUCGGUCUUACCGGCAUUGACCUGGGAGUCUUGGGAAACAAAGUAGUUCCAAACUCUUCCUCGUUGCUUGGAGACUCCCGUGAGCGUGCCGAGACUAUACAAGGAAAUCAUAUGGACAUGUGUCGGUUCAUCGGGAGAGAAGAUACCGGCUAUAGGAAACUUACCGGAGAGCUUCGAAGUACCUAUAACGAACUCGUCAGCUCCGCAUCUGGGGCGGCUAUGAGCCAUCAGCUGGUGUCGCAGUCCUCACCGGCGCUCGUGAAUACUAAGCUUUCAGAGUUGCCUCACAGCAUUCCCCAAGAUCAAGAGGUUUCGAUUGAGGCCUUCAAGGAGAAGAUAGGAUUCCCUAGCGUAGAUCUACGGUACCAAAAUAUUGAGCGGCCGGCCAGCAAUACGUGUGAAUGGCUUUUCCGACACAACAGCUACGAGAAGUGGUUCAAUUGCGGCCAAGGAACCGUAGGACACCGCCCGACCGAGAACCUUCAAAAUGGCCUGCUAUGGCUUAAAGGAAGUCCGGGAACAGGAAAGUCCACUCUCAUGAAGGAAGCUUUCUCUCGUGCUGCACGUGAGCAACCAAACUCGGAUUACUUGACAGCGGCUUUCUUCUUCAACGCCAAGGGCGAAACCCUAGAUCACUCUGCUACUGGUCUCUUUAGAUCAUUGCUACUUCAGCUGCUUCCGUAUUGUUCUGACGAGAAGGUACCGUUCCUUCAAUUCUUGAACGAUCAAUCCGCAUCAAACACCAACUCCUGGCGGGAGGCCGACUUACAAAUACUAUUUGAAUCGGUCAUCGCGAAACUCAACCGCAAACGAAUCAUCAUAUUCAUUGACGCUCUCGAUGAGUGUGACUCCUACAGCUUGGGGUAUCAUGUUGAGUUCUGGAGAUAUCUCGUAUCAAAAGAGCAUUGCAAUAUGGCUAUUCUCAACGUCUGUAUAUCCAGCCGAAAGUAUCCCCACGUCGGCGUAAGCAAUUGCCUAGAACUUGAUGUGACUGACCACAAUGGUCAGGACAUUGCUGCCUAUGUUGACUGGAAACUGUCUUUGAGGCUCGAACAGGAGGCCAAAGGAAGAUCUCUCAUCAGAGAAGGAAUCAUUAGCAAGGCUGGAGGGGUAUUUCUUUGGGCAUCUUUGGUCCUUGAUGACUUGCUCAAACAGCACGAUCGAGGUCGCAGCCUUCAAUAUCUGCACAACCAUUUGAACUGCUUACCUGAGGAACUGGAUGAUCUCUACACGCAGAUACUGAAUGGCCUAGACGCUGCUUCAAAACCUCUGGCUCUUCGUCUUUUCCAAUGGGCAACCCUUGCAAUUACGCCUCUCCGCAUCCACGAAUGGCACCAUAUAUUGGCGUUCAUACAGAAACCAGCACCUUCUUCCCUCAGCAGCUGGAAAACCUCUGAAAACUUUACCGAUGACGAUGACCAGUUAAUAAGACGAUUGAGAGCAAUCUCGUGUGGCCUAAUCGAGGUAUGCACAGUCGCCGACUACAAGGAUGACGAGUCUGAAAAGUUAUCCGUUCGUGCUGGUGCUGGGUCCCUCGACCUAGAACAUGGGCAGACACGGGUCGUCCAAGUCAUCCACGAAUCCGUCCGGGAUUACUUCUUACGCGGCAGAGGGUUCUCAGCUCUCGGACUUAUAACACACACGCGUCACGCAAUUGGACAGGGUCAUCUUUCAAUUAUGAAUACCUGCCUCGAUUAUCUCAACAUUACGGAGUUGGAUGCUCUUGUUCAAGCUAGGUUAGACGACCACACUGGAAACGGUCAGGACUUGAACCUUCGAAAGAACAGUCCAACAGUUCCAGCCGUCCAUGAUCUGUUUACAUCAUACUAUCAGGAACAAACAACCCUCAAUUCUCAGUUGGGUCGCUCUUCGCCUCGUGGUGUUAAGAGGAGAGCUAGCGUUGCCAGCUUCGGUUCUGCAAGUAGUCAUGGGUUCGGCGCAGACUCUCCUGCUACUCCAGUUUUUCAUGACGGAGAGCAAAAUCCUAUUCCCAAUAUAAGGGUUAUCGAGAGCGAUUUCCCUCGUGAGCGGGGGCAGAACUCAUAUGGACCAAGUCGUAACACCGAAAUGAAUGUUGAGCUUUGGGUUCGCGCAAGUCAGGCUUUUCGGGAAGUAUCACCCUCUCAGUCCACCGCCUUGUCCCCCGCAAGUCUUUUUUCAGGCGUAUCUCAAGUAUUAGAGGACUUCCCAGCGCUUCUUUCUUAUGCAAUGUCCGCAAUGUUUGUCCAUGCUCGGCAGGCCGAAGAUUCCGGCGCUGAUCCUACCUUCCUUGUGCAGCGUCUUUCCAAGCUUUGGCCUCGUUGGAAAGCACUGAAGGAAGACAUAUCACAUCAAACGGGCCUACUUUACUAUGCAGCUGACCAAGGCCUCUCUUCUUGGCAAAGCCAACUAUGGGGAAGCGCUACGCAAGCUAUGCAGGAAGCUGUCUGUAGAAAACACUACCAGGCUCUCGAUUUCCUUUUGGAGCACACUCAUCGCGCCUUUUCACUAACUUACAUACAGAAGAGGGAAAUUCUACCCUGGAUCAUCGAACAGGGCGAUUGCUACUCUCUGCGGAUCUUUUUGGGCCAUGCCAGCAGAUGGAGAGAGGGCUGGCUGCCAACUAAUUCCUAUUCCCUGGUUGACGAAUCGAACCUGGAAGGUCAGACACCUUUGCAAACCGCUGUCAUGAAGUGCAACCUCGAUGCAGUUUCGAUACUGCUACAACACGGCGCCAAUGUGAACGCUAUCGACACCGAAAAACGCACAGCUUUACAUAUUGCCUGUUUCAAUAAGCCGGGCUGGAGGCUAGAUCCGUCAUGCAGGAAGCUUGAGCCUCAAGGGCCCCAUUGUGCAAUAGUCGCACUCCUUAUCCGUAACGGAGCCUCUGUCAAUAGUCUUGAUAACAUGGGCCGGACGCCGCUUUACGGGGCUUGUUACGGGCCAUUCUGGCCUGGACAGGAAGACAACGUGCAUCCAGGUGAGAGGCCUUCGGGUACGAAGGAGUUUAGCUGCCAGCUCGCCCAGGCCUCCACCAAUGCCGCUGCACAGAACAGAGAUGGACAGUCUCCUUGUCGCGACAGUGACGUGUUGCAUACUGAUGAAUGCAGAAGUAAGCUACAUGUUGUUGCGGCAUUAUUAGAUAGAGGCGCACACAUCAACUCAAUCUCGUAUCGAAGCGAGACACCCCUUCACAUGGCAUCAUUCUGGCAGGACAUAGAUGUGGUGAGACACCUACUUCACCAAGGUGCAAACGUCUUGGCGAAAGACUGCGAAGGACGACAGCCUGUGCACAAUGCCUCGUGGUCUUCCUCACCCGAAGUCGUCGAAGAGCUUCUGAGACAUAUGGCGCAGUCUGUCGAUUCUCAGGACGCGUGUGGCUGUACACCGCUGCAGCUGGCCUGCCAUCCUGCUUCCAAGGCAAAUAGGGAAGGUAGGGGCCUAGGUAUUAUCCGGACAUUGUUGGGCAAGGGCGCCAAGGGCUGGACGAUUGCGAACAAUGAAGGGUAUAACGCGUUUCACAUUGCGAAACAUUUCAAUUUCAGUGAGGCUAUGGAUCUGCUGGUGGACCUGGGCUGCGAUUCUCCGGGGCACGGGUCUAAUCUGACAACUUCUGGCCUCGGGGCAAGCAUAUAG
This is a messenger RNA of Neoarthrinium moseri, 4422 nucleotides long. RefSeq lists its product as uncharacterized. Bases 1 to 4422 code for a protein of 1473 amino acids. Lineage: Eukaryota; Fungi; Ascomycota; Sordariomycetes; Amphisphaeriales; Apiosporaceae. Gene Ontology annotation, molecular function: protein binding. The transcript has 2 exons. The record is from RefSeq and is a predicted model, not a curated record.